Messenger RNA from Sodiomyces alkalinus F11, 1530 nucleotides. RefSeq lists its product as hypothetical. The transcript is spliced from 2 exons. The record is from RefSeq and is a predicted model, not a curated record. The coding region runs from base 303 to 1046 and encodes 247 amino acids. Lineage: Eukaryota; Fungi; Ascomycota; Sordariomycetes; Glomerellales; Plectosphaerellaceae.
CUGUCAACAUCUCCUUUUAUUUUAUUUUUUUCUCCAUUAAGUGUUUUCCACUAUCAAUCCUUCAGCCGCCAUUUUAGAUUGAUUCUUUCCCCAUAAACAAUUCGUUUAUUCUUUUUAUAUAUUUUUUGUUGGGGUUCUUUCUUUAAUUAGCGUCCAUCCGCAUUCCGAACCUCGCUUAAUUUUGAAGGAUCUCCUCCAGACAAAAACUGAACUCGCGAGUUGAACUCUCUUCAGCGAUCGCUCUUCUUGCUCCUUGAAACCUGCGGCUCUUCUCCGACCACUAGCACCCUCUUACAGUCAAAAUGCGUGUGUCCGUAUCUACCCUCCUUGCGCUCCCGCUCUUUGCGGUGUCUGCCCAAGCGCAGUUUGAGCAGUACCAAGACCAGCUCCAGACCUACCUGAACAAGUUUGCCUCGUACAUCCCGAACACCAACCGCGUCGAUGCCGCCGACGCCGCCGAAGCCAAGACCGGCGAGAAGAAGAUGUCCGUCCUGACCCUCGACAACUGGCAGCAGACCUUGUACGAGCCUGUCGCUCCCGGCACCACCCAGCCCGAGGAGUGGUGGGUGCUCAUCACUGGACGGAACAAGACCUGCUUCGGCCGCUGUGAUCAGGUCAAUGCAGCUUUCAAUGAGACGGCCAUCAAGUUCGCCACCCUCCCCGAGUCGGAGGUGCCGCAUAUGGCCUACCUCAACUGCGACGACCAGCCUGUUCUGUGUAACAUCUUCUCCGUUGGCCCCGCCAGCCUUUGGGCCAUGGACAUGCUGCCUCCCGGCAACGAGAUCAAUAUCUGGGGCAAGCGUCUGAACACCACCACCACCACCACGCAGGACCUCCUGGACCUUUAUGCCGACAAGGAGAAGUCCGAGUUCAAGCUCGUCACUCACGUCUUCCACCCUUUCAACGGCUGGUUCGCCCAAAACGGCCUCUCCGUGGCCGUGGCCUAUGUCCUCUGGUUUUUUACUGUCGUUCCCAACUGGACGAUCAUGCUGCUCGUCUCCUUUGCCAGCCGGAGCAUGAUGAAUCGCCGCAUGCCCGGCCAAUAAGUGCCGCGCUGAUAUCAUGGCAUGAUAUGACCAAAUCUAAAAGAUGGGGAGGGAGAAUCGACUGUUGGAUGGUGGUGGUCGGACUGGUUUCACUCUCCCUCUCCGUUCCGUUGACAUUUCGAUGGACGGACGUGUAUUGGAAGUGCGAAGCGCCAGUCGAGCGAAUGAGGUCGAGGGGCUCUUUAUCCUUUCCAGUGUAUUUAUACCGUAUUUGACAUGCUUAAAACCGAACGUGGUUGUUUUUGGGUUCAUUUCAUCUCGUGUUAUUUAUUUCUUGGCGUGGCAUUGUUCCUGUAGGCCCUUGAGACCUUGGAUGACUUCUUCGGGCAAGUGGGCGUUAGACAGGCGGCCGUAGCGCAGGUCGCUCAAUCCGCCCACGGCCCGCUGCACCGAGUGAAUGAGAGCGGCCUCCUCGGCUUCAAGUUGACGAAUCUCGGCCUCCAAGUCUGCAACGGCGCUCUCCAUCACAGAGAGGACGGACUGA